This is a messenger RNA of Zasmidium cellare ATCC 36951, 978 nucleotides long. RefSeq lists its product as uncharacterized. The record is from RefSeq and is a predicted model, not a curated record. The transcript has 3 exons. Gene Ontology annotation, biological process: intracellular manganese ion homeostasis. Gene Ontology annotation, cellular component: fungal-type vacuole membrane. Bases 1 to 978 code for a protein of 325 amino acids. Gene Ontology annotation, molecular function: manganese ion transmembrane transporter activity; iron ion transmembrane transporter activity. NCBI's taxonomy places the organism in Eukaryota, Fungi, Ascomycota, Dothideomycetes, Mycosphaerellales, Mycosphaerellaceae.
AUGGCCUACCCAAACGAAUGCGAAGCCUUCGCAGACGCCCGCCGCCGCCGCCGCUCCUCCGGCCCCUCCCUCACACAAUGGCUCACGAACCUCUUCGCGCGCACCCCAAACAAAGCCCUCGCCGAAAAACGCGAACGCCUCCUCCCCACCACCCGCUCAUCCAGCCGCUCCCCCUCCACCACCGCCCGCUCCUCCCUCGACAUCGAGUCCCAACACUCCGACUCGAGCACCUUGAACGAGCUGGAGAGGGAGAAGAAGGCCGCUGCUGCUGCUGCGAAGAUCGAUCCGCGCACGGUGUCGGAUGCGAUUAUUGGGUUGAGUGAUGGGUUGACGGUGCCUUUUGCUCUGACGGCGGGGCUGUCGGCGUUGGGGAAUACGAAGGUAGUGAUUUUCGCGGGGUUGGCCGAGUUGACGGCGGGGGCGAUUUCGAUGGGGUUGGGGGGUUAUUUGGCGGCGAAGAGUGAGGAAGACGCAGGCACAGCAACACUGAACGAGACCCGUGCUUUGGUAUCAAGAGACCCAGCAGACGCCGCCUCGUCAAUCCGAGAGAUUCUGGAGCCCUACGAUCUUCCUUCGUAUUUGACGGAGGACCUCGCGACACAUUUGACCAAGUCGCCGAAUCUGGUGCAGUUCCUCAUGCACUUCCAGCACAACCAGCCCGAGCAAGAAGCCUCCCGAGCGUUGACUUGCGCCAUCACCAUAGCAUGUGGAUACUUUCUUGGCGGCUUCCUCCCACUGAUCCCUUACUUCCUGGUUGGUAAAGACCAAGUCAUGCUCGCAUUAUGGUGGUCUUUCGCCUUCAUGGCUGUCAGCCUGUUCACAUUCGGCUACAGCAAGACAUGCUUCAACAAUGGCUGGUACGGUCCUGAGAAUGUCUGGUCGGGAACCAAAGGGGGACUGCAGAUGAUCCUCGUCGGAGGCACGGCGGCCACCUGUGCUAUGAGCCUGGUCCGGUUCUUCGACUCUCUAGCAACUUGA